AUGCUAUGCUCCAUUCCUUCUAAGCUCAUCGCAAAGACCACCAGAAAACUAUCAAGACGACGUUCCAGAAUCCUGAUGACUUUAAAAUCUAAGUAUCCUCCCUUGGAGGUUCCCGAGUGCAAUAUCCUCUCCUUCGUGUUUCCUGCCGGCCGAAAACCUUCUGAGAAGCCCACAUGGAUUGAUGCCAACGACCCCUCCAACAGCCUGUCACUGGCGGAUAUGCUAUCGUGGGUCAAGAGGUUUGCAGCUGGGCUUGAUGUGUUAGGGGUUGGUCAAGGAGAGACUAUCAUGGUCUUUACGCCUAAUCACAUCUUUGUUCCUGUUGCUUACCUGGCCACAGCAGGGAGCAAGAGGAUCUUCACAGGAGCCAAUCCGGCCUACACCGUUGACGAGGUGGCUUAUCAAAUGAAGAUCAUCCGAGCAGCUGUUGUGCUGAUCCAUCCUUCGCUCCUCCGCCAGGGCCUUGCAGCGGCCAAACAAGCCCAGAUCCCUAUCAGCCGUGUUUUCCAGUUCUCAUCAGUGGAGUGUCCUGUCCAGAAUGGAGUUCGUGAUUGGAGGGAUAUCACGACAAUGGCCUCGACAACUGAGGCACAGUCCUGGCAGUGGGAUACUCUUCGUCGACACCGGUCUCAGAACACAAUUGCAGCCGUCAACUUCUCUAGUGGAACGACGGGUCUCCCAAAAGGCGUAUGCAUCAGCCACUAUAAUCUAGUCUCGAAUGCUAUCCAGAAUCUGGCCAACAAAUUCCAUAACACUGGCUGUUCUGAAACAGAUCCAGGACCUGAGAGGUGGCUUGCAACCCUUCCUCUUUAUCAUGCCUAUGCUCAGCUUUGGACUAUCACGAUCGCCAGCCGGCUCCAGGCUUCGGUUUACAUCAUGUCGAAGUUUGUCUUUGAAGAUUACCUCAGACAUAUUGAAAAGUACAACAUCACAACCUUGCAAGUCGUCCCGCCAAUUCUCCUCAUGCUAAACAAGCGACCGGAAACUGCCAAGUAUAAGCUACAUAGCCUACAAACCAUUCUCUGUGGUGCAGCACCCCUUUCUCCAGCAGUUCAAACCGAAGUCAGUCAGCGCCUCGGCGUGGUAGUGGUACAAGGAUGGGGGAUGACGGAAACUACUUGUGCUGGAAUCAUGAUCCCUGGCAGGAUGGUAGAGGAUACCGGGAGCAUCGGUUACCUUCUUCCCAAUACAGAAGCCCUCCUACUGGAUGAGGAGGAGAACGAAGUCACAAAUGAUGGAAAACCUGGGGAGCUACUGCUUCGAGGGCCACAGGUCAUGCUGAAGUAUUGGGAAAAUGAGAUUGCGACAAAAGAGACCCUGACUCCCGAUGGCUGGUUGAGGACCGGCGACGUGGCAGUCGUAGAAGAUGGCAAGUUCUGGAUCGUGGAUAGAAAGAAGGAGCUCAUCAAGGUCAAUGGUCUGCAAGUGGCUCCAGCCGAAUUGGAGGCUAUCCUUCUACUCCAUCAGGACAUUGUUGAUGCUGCAGUGACGGGGAUCCGAUUCCAGGAUGACGAAUGGCCAAGGGCUUAUGUGGUAAGGCGUGAACAUUCUCAGACGACGGAAGCUGAGGUGCGAGAAUUUGUAGCAACCAAGGUCGCUAAGCAUAAGCGACUCUCUGGAGGAAUCAUGUUCGUCCCUGAGAUCCCAAAGCUAGCGAGUGGAAAGAUUAUUAGGAAGCAACUUCGAGAAUGGUCAAAGAGAGAUGCCAAAGAGAUGGGAGGCAUAAUGAGGUCGAGUUUGUAA
This is a messenger RNA of Exophiala mesophila, 1743 nucleotides long. RefSeq lists its product as uncharacterized. NCBI's taxonomy places the organism in Eukaryota, Fungi, Ascomycota, Eurotiomycetes, Chaetothyriales, Herpotrichiellaceae. Bases 1 to 1743 code for a protein of 580 amino acids. Gene Ontology annotation, biological process: secondary metabolic process. Gene Ontology annotation, molecular function: CoA-ligase activity. The record is from RefSeq and is a predicted model, not a curated record. The transcript has a single exon.